AUGGCGGCUUCUGUUCCUUCCAACACGCCACGUCGGCUCGUGGUGACCGACGCGUCCGUGAUUUUCGGACAAGUCGUCGCGGACUUCUGCAGGAGCGUCAACGCCGGUGUCGGCGAGCCGUUAGAUUCCGCGAUCCGGUUGACAGCCGUCGUGACAAACGCCAGGCACGCCGGUUCCACGAAGCUUCCUGCCAUCGCCUCCGGAUCCCUUGAGUCCGUUCUUUCCAUCGCGGAGCGCCCGGGCCAUCAUGAUGCCACGUGUCUUGCUGAGCUGGCACGCGUGCUGCAGCCCAAUGGAACGCUGCUGCUACAGGAGCCCGUGGCUGCCAGAUCAGCAGCUGCUGUGGAGCUGGAGCGUCUGCCUUCGUCACUCUCCGGAUCGCCCCUGCCCAAUCAAGCUGCGCUGGAAAGAACGCUCCUCCUAUCAGGCUUCGCCACGUGGCAGGCAGUGAGCCCUGUUGCCGGCGUGGGAUUGGCCCCGGAGUUCACAGGGAUCACGCCCGCUGCCAUCGGAUCAACCCAAGGGCCCCUUCUCGUCCCUGUCACGCUCAAGGCACAGAAACCAGCGUGGCAAACCGGUUCUUCCUUUACUCUCAAAAAGAAAAGCAUCUCAUCCCAAGCCGCUGCUGCUGAUGCUGCGCCUGCAGCAUCUCCUGCCACGUCAGCAGGGGUGGCGCUACCGGCUCCCGCCACGUGGCGCGUUGCUACUGGUGGAGCGGGCGAGGAGGAGGAGGAGCUGGUGGACGAGGACUCGCUGCUGACGGCAGAGGAUCUGGUGGCUCCUGCGCCUCCUCCUGCCAGUGCUGCUGCUGCUUCUGGUGAGCUGGUGGACGAGGACUCGCUGCUCACAGCAGAGGACCUGGUGGCUCCUGUGCCCCCUCCUGCCAGUGCGGCUGCAGGCUGUGGCACGGCCAAGACGGCCAGGAAGGCGUGCGCAAACUGCACGUGCGGACGGGCUGAAAUGGAGGCAGCAGAAGAGGCGGGAGGAGAGGGAGGGCAGGGGAAGAGCAAGCUGACUCUCGAUCAGAUCGCCAACCCCGAGUCAGCGUGUGGCAGUUGCGGUGGUGAGGGUGUGAGUGGUGGUGAGGAUGUGAGUGCGGUGGUGAGUGCUGUGUGUGGGCUAGGAGACGCCUUUCGCUGUGCUGGCUGCCCUUACCGCGGGCUACCCCCCUUCAGGCUUGGAGAGAAGGUGAGUGGGGGAGGGGGUGGUGGGGCUAGGGUGACAUGCGAUGGGAUCUCCCUGGGCAGGGCUCGACUCUCUGCUGACGUGUACAAGCCUCCAGUGACUUUUGAGACCACUCAAAGCUCAUCCUCGUUCCUGCUGCCCCCCUUUCCCCCUCCCCCUUGCCCCGCUUUUUCCCCUACCCUUGCCGUCUAA
This is a messenger RNA of Closterium sp. NIES-65, 1377 nucleotides long. The record is from the annotation of a GenBank genome assembly. Lineage: Eukaryota; Viridiplantae; Streptophyta; Zygnematophyceae; Desmidiales; Closteriaceae.